GUCACAAAAUAUUGAACCCAAAAGUGGGUUGUGAUCACUGCUCCCUUCCUCCUCUCUCUAUACCCAAAUGAACUCCCUUCCUCUCUCUCUCUGCAGCUCUCUCAUUCUUCUUCUCCACCUCUUUUUCUUUGUUCAUGCAAGAUCCAAAGAACCCAAAUACAAGGAAACCUUGGUACCAAAGAGCAAUGGAGAUGGCAACCCUAUGGAAAACCAUUUCCAAAUCCACAGAAAUCCCAACUGCAAACACUACUCUAUGGAAAACCAUUUCCAAGUCUACUGCUAUCAGAACAACAACGACAACAACAACAACAACCACGACGAAUCCCCAUCGCCAAAAGCUUAGAAAAUGCACCUCCCUUAGGGUUGCAACUUCCUUCACUAGGGUAUGCCUAUGUGCACCAAUCUCCUCCUAUACCGAGGUUUUUCGAGCUGAACUUCCACCUAGAAGGAGCAAUAGUUACCCUAGAUCAAAGCCAUUUCCAAGCCCACAAGAAAGAAUUUCCAACGCGCGAAUUAGUAUGGAAGGAAGCGCGAGAGUUAGCGCAGAAGGAAGGCGAGUUUUUCGUGGAAAAUCACUCACAGAUGAUGUUUUGAUGAGGAGAUUUGUUGUGGAAGAGGAGGCAAUGAUACAAGUUAGGAGGAGAAAUCAAAUGGAAGUUAUAAGGAGGAGGAGUGCAAUGAGGAGGAAGAAGCUUGGGCCUAGUCCUCUUAGUAGAAUGGUUAUGGCCGAGGAGGAGGAAUAAGGUUAUAUUUGAUGAGAAAAAGUUUUCUAUCAAGUUUCCCAGUGUCCAAACAGUAAAUUUUGAUUUAUUUUUCCCUCCCUCCUUUUGUUGUUUUAAUUAAUUGGAGUAAUGGUGGUUUGUAUCUUUAUGGGAUUCUUCUUGUUAUAUGAUUUUUAGGAAGAUCAAAUGUAUUCAAAAAUCAGUCGAAUUGAAUGAAUUUUGAUUA
Messenger RNA from Vitis riparia (riverbank grape), 948 nucleotides. RefSeq lists its product as uncharacterized. The coding region runs from base 135 to 743 and encodes 202 amino acids. The transcript is spliced from 2 exons. NCBI's taxonomy places the organism in Eukaryota, Viridiplantae, Streptophyta, Magnoliopsida, Vitales, Vitaceae. The record is from RefSeq and is a predicted model, not a curated record.